GAAGUCACUGGACAUCUCCCCUCUUUAGUGUCUUGACGUGUGCCUUGAUAUGCAAUUGAGUGGUAAUUUGACACAGCUUUCCAGUCAGGUAGACUGGAAUCAGGAGGUGUAAAGGUGUCUAAAUUACAGUACUUUGUAUCUACGUUGACUAGGCUGUAUAAUUUUGAAAAUGAUAAAAGCAAUAUUAAUAUUCAACAAUCAUGGAAAACCCAGACUGUCGAAAUUCUACGAACACUAUAGUGAAGAUACUGAACAACAGAUCAUCCGAGAGACAUUUCACUUAGUAUCGAAACGAGAUGAGAAUGUCUGCAAUUUCUUGGAGGGGGGAAUCUUAAUAGGGGGCUCUGACAACAAGCUCAUCUAUAGGCACUAUGCCACACUGUACUUCGUCUUCUGCGUGGAUUCAUCAGAAAGUGAACUGGGGAUACUAGAUUUAAUACAGGUUUUCGUGGAAACCCUAGACAAAUGUUUUGAGAAUGUCUGUGAGCUUGACUUGAUUUUCCACGUUGAUAAGGUCCACAACAUUCUGGGGGAGAUGGUGAUGGGAGGCAUGGUGCUGGAGACCAACAUGAACGAGAUCAUCACACAGGUGGAUUCUCAGAACAAGAUGGAAAAGUCAGAGACCUUUAUCUUUCAGUCUCCCAGGCAAGACAGGUAGACACAGAUGGUGUUGUUGCACCUCAAAGAUGGCUUGUUCUUCAGCCACGGUCCGUCUCUCAAACCUUUCCCCAACAGUAUCCUGUCCCGUCACAGCCCAGGGAUUCAUUCCAACACGCGUCCUGUUCAAAGCUGGCCAGCCUGAUGCUUAAAGAGCCUCUGGACUGUCAGUAUCGUAUGUGUGGCCAUCAGUCAUCACAGUAACCUUUGAACAGUCAUGCUCACAUAUACAUAAACUAAACUCUUUACUAAACUCAACUGAAUUGACUAUACAGCAACCUCUACUCAUCUACAACUACACUAUUGUUAUUCAUAGUGUUGUUUAAGUUAUUUAAAUGUACUUGCAAGAGUUUGUAAUUGUUGCAAUUUGUUAAUUGAGUAUAAUAUAGCAGAGCAAGACAACAUGUUGAGGUAUCACAUUUUCUUGACCUUUUCAUCAUUAAUAAAUCAAAUAUGAAAUAAUAAUACUUCUAAUAAUAAUAAACCAAAACCAUCUGUUGAAUAAAAGGCCUCCUAUCUAUCAGAUUAGUCCACUCAUCUUUUCAUGUCUCAUCUUUUACCCAUCGCUCUGUUUCAUUCUCUCCUCUGGCUCUUCUUCUCCACCCCAGAGUGGUCCAUGCGAUGCUGCUCUCCUCUCUAGCUUUGCGAUGAUUCUUGAUUUCUCUUCUGCUCUUUGCGUGUCCAUACAGGCCCUCUGAAGCUGUGCGUCUCUCCCCCAGAGCUGGUCAGAAGGGGUGCAGGUUGUGUUCUCUUCUGUCUGAACCAGCAGUGCAUGUGCAUACAGUUUGGGCCUUUUGGGAACGCCUAUGCAGACUUGUGCACGUCUGUCAAGAGUUGGUGCUUUUGCAUUCUGUGUGGUGGUUGACCGUAUCUGUACAAUGUGCUGUGCUGAGUUUGUAUGCCUGCGUGUAUGAGUAUGUGCACUGUGUGUGUGUGUGGGUGGCUCAUUGGCACUACUAACUGACUUUAACUUUGUGUGUGUGUGUGUGUGUGUGUGUGUGUGUGUGUGUGUGUGUGUGUGUAGGCGGGUAUCGCUGGGGCCCCAGCUCGCGCUGUAUCGGCAGUGAAGAAUAUGAAUCUUCCUGAAAUGCCCAAGAACAUCAACAUUGGA
Clupea harengus (Atlantic herring) is the source of this 1768-nucleotide messenger RNA. It is a transcript of the gene ap3s1, whose product is annotated as adaptor related protein complex 3 subunit sigma 1. The coding region runs from base 170 to 658 and encodes 162 amino acids. Gene Ontology annotation, cellular component: AP-3 adaptor complex; membrane coat. Gene Ontology annotation, biological process: intracellular protein transport; Golgi to vacuole transport. The transcript has 7 exons. NCBI's taxonomy places the organism in Eukaryota, Metazoa, Chordata, Actinopteri, Clupeiformes, Clupeidae. The record is from RefSeq and is a predicted model, not a curated record.